This is a messenger RNA of Pseudocercospora fijiensis CIRAD86, 1251 nucleotides long. RefSeq lists its product as uncharacterized. Gene Ontology annotation, biological process: L-tryptophan biosynthetic process. The coding region runs from base 1 to 1251 and encodes 416 amino acids. Gene Ontology annotation, molecular function: anthranilate phosphoribosyltransferase activity. The transcript has 2 exons. Lineage: Eukaryota; Fungi; Ascomycota; Dothideomycetes; Mycosphaerellales; Mycosphaerellaceae. The record is from RefSeq and is a predicted model, not a curated record. Gene Ontology annotation, cellular component: cytosol.
AUGGCCGUCCACGACAAUACAGGAUACGUCUCAAUAUCGAGCCUCCUCAAGAAACUCGCAACGCUAGAGUCGGCAAGAAAAGUGUCGGCAGAAGAGAUCGCGGCCGCUAUAUCCUUGAUCUUCACCGACAGUCUGUCACCUGUGCAAUUCGGCGUGCUGCUCUGGGCUUUGCAUACCACGAAUCUCGACCACCAAGCCGAAGUUCUGGCAGCAUGUGCGACUUCAAUGCGGGAAGCGGCCGCUCAAGUGGAUGAGUCGGCAUUGCAAAGCGUCUGGGAGAAGCGACGAAAGCCUGAAGGGACGUACGGUGGCGGCUUUUGUGACAUCGUUGGAACCGGUGGCGAUGGACAUAACACAUUCAACGUCUCUACGACUUCUUCCAUCAUAGCUUCGGCGAUCCUCCUCAUGGCAAAGCACGGCAACAACUCCUCAACAUCGCUCUCAGGCUCUGCAGAUCUCCUCCAGCAUGCACCCAAGCCACCCAUCAUCGCCGCAACCACGGCAGGAAACUUGCCCAAAAUCUACGAGCGGACAAAUUACGCCUUUCUCUACGCACGUGAAUGGCAUCCAGGAAUGAAGCACGCUGCGGCAACGAGACGAGAGGUACCGGUUCGCACAGUUUUCAAUCUUCUCGGCCCUCUCGCAAAUCCAGUUCAUGACACUGGUCUAGUCGAAUGCAGGAUUCUUGGCGUUGCACGAAAAGACAUUGGGCAGAACUUCGCAGACGCACUCAAACUCAGCGGAUCCAGAAAGGCGUUGAUCGUCUGUGGAGACGAAAACCUCGACGAGAUUUCCUGCGCUGGAAUUACACAUUGCUGGUACAUUCACCAACCUCAAACUCAACCCAUAAACGGUGAAGGGAGGCCACCAGUAGAAAUCACCAAGUUCACAAUCUCGCCCGAAGACUUUGGUCUACCACGACAUUCCCUCGAUACAGUUCUUGGAGGUAAAGGUCCGGACGAGAAUGCGGAGAUUCUGAUGCAGAUUCUGAGAAAUGAAAGGCCAGAUGACGACCCGGUAUUGCAUUUCGUGCUGUUGAAUACUGCUGCGUUGCUCACUUCGAGUGGAGUUUGUGACGCGGAUGAGAGUCGUAUGGGAGAGGGUGAUGACGGUCAAGUGAUCAAGGAAAGAGGUCCUGGUGGGUUGAGAUGGAAGGAAGGCUUGAGAAGAGCGAGGUGGUGUAUUAAGAGCGGUGAGGCAUUGAGGCAGUGGGAGGAAUUCGUUGAGGUGACAAAUUCGGUGUCGAUGUGA